UGCAAAGCAGUGCAAGUGUAAGGAUCAACAAGAUGUGGUGGCUUUGGUUGGUGGCUUUGGUGCUAGCAGCCCUCGGAUUGUGGCAGUGGUGGAUUGUACAGCGCCAUCGGUUUGCAUCCCACCUGCCGGUGAUGCAGCCGUACUAUCCCAUUAUAGGGAAUGCGCAGCUUUUCAUCGGAAAGUCACGCGUUGAUCUGUUCAAUCAGUUACUGCAGCCGUUCCGGCAGUAUGAUGGUUGGUUUAAGAUAUGGCUCGGUCCAAAGCUGGUGCUGGCUACCUCGCAUCCGGACAUCAUGAAUGCAGUACUUAGCCAUCCCGAUUGUCUGGAGAAACCGUUUUUCUACGACUUUGUGAAGCUGGAGCACGGGAUCUUUGCGGGACACUAUCAUCCGUGGAAAACACAACGGAAAGCGCUCAAUCCGACCUUCAACACGCGCAUACUGAACAGCUUUAUUCCGGUGUUUGUGCAGUGCGCCAGGCAGAUGGUGCAGCACAUGGAGCAAAGUGUGGGUGACGUCGGCCGGUCGAUAUCCAUCUUCCCUUUCAUAAGCAAAUGUACGCUAGAAAUGGUGUGCGGGACGACGAUCGGCUGCGAUGUGAUGGAGCAGCCAGGCAAGGAAACGUUCAUUGAGAAUGUCGACCGAUGCUUCGAGCUGGUGGCAAAACGUAUGCUCAACAUUCAUCAUUACAUCGAGCUGGUCUAUCGGUUCUCGCGUGACUGCAUUGAGGAGUCUGAGCUUCGCACAUCUUGCUAUCGUUUCUUCGAAACGGUAAUUGAAAAGGCAAAGGCUCGCAUAAACUCUACCAUAAUUGAGCAUGAGUGUGAGGACUACAAAAAGCCACUCAUAUUUGCCGACCAGCUGUUGGCGGCGCAGCACAACGGAAAUCCCUUUACCGACAUCGAAGUUACGCACAACAUUUACUCGAUGAUAGCGGCGGGCAAUGAUACUACUGCACUUCAGGUGACACACACUUGUCUGUUCCUUGCCAUGCACCCAGCGAUACAGGAGCGCGUGUACCGCGAGGUGAUGGACGUGUUUCCCGAUCCCGAUCAGGACAUUGAGGUGGAGGAUCUCAAGAAGCUGACCUACAUGGAGCGUGUAAUCAAGGAGAGCCUUCGGCUGGCCCCUUCCGGACCGAACAUUGCACGCCAAACGAUGAAGGACAUUGAGAUAGCUGGUGUACACAUACCGCGUGACAGUUUGAUAGUGAUGAGCAUAUUUUCAAUGCACCGCCGUAAGGAUAUUUGGGGCCCGGACGCGGACUUGUUUGACCCAGAUCGGUUUCUGCCGGAGCGAAGCGAAGGCAGAAGCGCGAACGUGUUCAUACCGUUCAGUGCCGGUUCGCGCAACUGUAUCGGCGGGCGGUACGCCAUGCUCAGCAUGAAGGUGAUGCUGUCCAGCAUACUGCGCCGGUUGCGGCUUCGGUCGGAUCUGCAAAUGAAUGAUCUGCAGUUUCGGUUCGAUCUGACGCUGAAGCUUGAGUCUGAAUAUUUUGUACAGGUAGAGAAGCGGAUUAAUCGUACGCAUUCUAAUAAAGAGAUAAAUCAUGAUCUUUUCACACGCACUGCAUCGGUACAUGCAUGCACACACAUUCAUGCGCUUGUUAUCCUUAACCCACUAGUAGCAUCUACAGCGCAUACAGUAGCGCAACUACUACGAUUCAGUUGCAUUCCAACCGUCGACUUGAACAGAAUGUUUGCAAUCGUACUGUUCCUCAUCGCCGCGUGUGUCUGCUAUUACUACACCUGUGUCGUGCGCGCUCGAUUUGCACAGGACGUGCCCUGUGCUCAGCCUUGCUAUCCACUGAUAGGGAACGGCCUAUCGUUCCUGGAAAAGUCACCGGUCAAACUGUUCCAGAAUGUGGUGCAACCGUUUAACCAGUUCGAUCGGUGGUUCAAAGUUUGGCUCGGACCACAGCUGAUGCUGUGCACCUCGCAUCCAGUGCUGGCCGAGUCGGUGUUGAGCCAUCCAAAGUGCUUGGAUAAGCCAUUUUUCUACAGCUUUGUGCAGCUCGAGCAGGGAAUUUUGACUCGCAAAUAUCAAAACUGGAAGCGGUACCGAAAAGUGAUGAGCCCUGCCUUCAGCACGAGCAAGGUGACCAAUGCGCUACCGUUGUUCGUAAUGUGUGCGGAAAAUAUGAUGUCCAAGCUAGAGGCAAUGGUGGCGAAUGAUUCAACAGUUUCGCUGGCACCAGUUUUGAGCGAGUGUUUGCUUAAUGUGAUAUUUUCCACUACCCUGGGAGCGAAUGUAGUAGAAGAGAGGGAGGCGAAGCAUAUUUUAAACAAUUUAGACAUAUUAUUUCAGAUGAUAUCUGCUCGAGCGAUAAAUGCACUGCACCACAUCGACUGGGUCUACAAGCAUACAAACAAUUGCAAAAUAGAAUCCGCUUCCAGGGCGGCGUGUUAUAGCGUAGUAGAUAAGGUUCUUGCGUCCCGUAGAAGCGCCUUAGAAAAUGAGUUCUACGAAGCGAACGAUUCGCCAGCCAUGUUGGAUCGAUUGCUUUCGGUGAAUGAGGACGGUCCACUGUCGGAUACAGAAAUCGUACAAAACAUCUACUCCAUCGUCGGUGCUGGUAACGAUACGACGGCACACUCGCUCGGUCACACGUGCCUAUUCCUUGCGAUGCAUCCUGCAGUACAGAGAAGGCUGUACCAAGAGCUGCGCGAUGUGUUUUACACUGCCGAUGAGCCCAUUACCGAGGAAAAGCUGAAACAACUAAGCUACAUGGAGUGUGUGAUCAAGGAAAGCUUACGGCUAGCUCCUCCGGGCGCCACGGUGGCGCGCGAAGCCCAAGAAGACCUAACAGUCGAAGGACAGUUGAUUCCGCGCGGUACAACGGUAGUCGUGAGCUUAUUUGCACUGCAUCGCAGAAAGGAUUUCUGGGGUGCCGAUGCGGAGAGGUUCGAUCCCGACCGAUUUCUGCCCGAACGUUGCAAGAAUAGAAUGGGCUGUGCCUUUAUGCCGUUCAACACAGGGAGUCGCAAUUGUAUUGGCUCACGGUACGCCAUGCAGAUUAUGAAGAUUAUUUUGUGCAAGAUCAUUCGGAGAUAUGAGCUCCACACCGAGCUAACUAUGGAGCAGAUGCAGUUUCGGUUCGAUAUAGCUCUAAAGCAGGAGCAGGGAUACUUAAUACGGUUCGAGCGUAGAGUUGAAAGUGAUUAA
Anopheles coluzzii is the source of this 3164-nucleotide messenger RNA. RefSeq lists its product as uncharacterized. The transcript is spliced from 11 exons. The coding region runs from base 33 to 3164 and encodes 1043 amino acids. The record is from RefSeq and is a predicted model, not a curated record. Lineage: Eukaryota; Metazoa; Arthropoda; Insecta; Diptera; Culicidae. Gene Ontology annotation, molecular function: oxidoreductase activity, acting on paired donors, with incorporation or reduction of molecular oxygen; heme binding; iron ion binding.